This is a messenger RNA of Apis florea (little honeybee), 1648 nucleotides long. It is a transcript of the gene Aatf, whose product is annotated as Apoptosis antagonizing transcription factor. Gene Ontology annotation, cellular component: nucleus; nucleolus. NCBI's taxonomy places the organism in Eukaryota, Metazoa, Arthropoda, Insecta, Hymenoptera, Apidae. Gene Ontology annotation, biological process: regulation of transcription by RNA polymerase II. The record is from RefSeq and is a predicted model, not a curated record.
UAAUUAAAUUAAUUUAUAUUAAUUUUUAUCAAAAUAAUGUCUUUGAAAAAAAAAAGGAUAACUUUGGCAGACAAAAUAAAUUCAUUGGUUACUCCAGCACCAAUAAAUUUUGAUUCUGAUGAUGAAGCCGAAGAAACAAAAGCAAAGGUAGUUGAUUAUUACGAUGAAAGUGACAAUUCAGAUAGUAAUAUUCAAGUUUCAAAGAUACGUAAACAAAAUGUAUUCCUGGAUCAAAUAGAUAAAAGAUAUAAGGGUAAAAAAGUUUCAAGAAAAGACAUAUUUAAUAAAGAUAAUGAAAAUUUUAAUAUACAAAAUAUAUCAGAAAAUGAAAGUAUAGAUAGCACAGAAGAAGAAAGUGAUGACGAAACAAAUGAUAGUAAUAAUGAAGAAAACAUUGAUGAUAGUAAUAAUGAACAAGAUAAUGAUAAUAAAUUUAAAACAAAUAGAAAUAAUCGAAAAAAUAUGGAAAUAAAUAUGGAAACCGAAUUAGAAAAAAGUAACUGUGUUAGAAAUCAAUUACAACUUUGGGAAAAUUUAUUAGAAGUUAGAAUAAAAUUACAAAAGUGCUUAAUUACUAGUAAUCAAAUGCCUCAGUAUGAUAUUUACAAUAAUUUUAAAACAAAUACAGAAUAUAUAAAAACAGCUGAUGAAGUGAAAAAUAAAUUGAAAACAUUAUUAAACAAUAUGUUGCAAUUGCAAAGUUCUUUUUUAAAACAAUAUCCUGAAACAGAACAUUUAUCGAGAUAUAAUAAAAAAAGAAAAGCUGAGGAAAAUAAGGAUAAACUAGCAAAUAUAGGGGAUCCAAUGGAUGAAGAAAUUCCUUCAGAUACAGAAGAUGAAAAUGAAAAUAUAAAUGAAGAAAUUCUUUCAGAUAUAGAAAAUGAAAAUGAAAAAAACAUAGUUUUAGAUGAAGAUACAAACAAUUUUAAUAACAAUAUAUUUAAGAAGAAAUUGAAACUUGGCGACUAUGAAAAAAUAUUAAAUAAUAAUCAUAAAUCUUAUAUAAAUUACAGAAAUUCUAUUAUUCAAAAGUGGAAUGAAAAGACAAAGAUAGCUAGUGGUAAAUUAAAUAAAGAUACAAGUGAAUCAACAUUAAAACAAAUUGAAUUUGCUUUAAGUGAUAAACAGAAAUUGCAUAAUAGAAGUCGACUGAAACGUUCAGAAUAUAAAAUUAUUGGUAAAGCAGAAUUAACAGAAGAUAACGAUGGUAGAAAACUUCAAGAAUAUGAUUCUGAAAUUUAUGAUGAUGAUGAUUUUUAUCAUCAACUUUUAAGAGAUUUAAUUGAAUAUAAAUCAUCUGAUAUUACUGAUCCAGUACAACUUAGUAAACAAUGGAUAAAAUUACAAAAUAUGAGGCAUAAAAUGAAAAGAAAAAUAGAUACAAGAGCUACUAAAGGUAGAAGAAUACGAUAUAAUGUACAUAAUAAAUUAAUAAACUUUAUGGCUCCUAUCACAAUAAAUGAUAUGUGGACAGAUCAUGCAAAAAAUGAACUAUAUAAUUCUUUAUUUGGUAAAAUUAAAUUACCAGAUGAAAAAGUUGGAUGUUAGGUUUAAAACAAUUAAUAAAGUGUUAAUUUUAUAUAUUUUAUUAAAAAAUAUUUUGUAAGAUUUAUAGCAAUUUGAUAAUGAAAUGAAAAAAUAAUAUAUU